UGAGAAAAUGUUAUUUUUAUGAGAAAUCAUUCAGGGGCUAUAGCACCCCAACAAAACGAAAAACAAGUAGCUAUAGCCUCAAUGGCUAUAGGCCUCAAACAACUGGGCUACGAAUGCAUGGCACGCCGUUUCAGAUUUUUGAACUAGCAGGGCACAUGGUGUAAUCACCUUAGCAUUGCCUUUGUUGCUUCAGACAGGUUAGAAAUGGCUUUCACGAAGAAACUAUGGGAGAAUCUUGUGGAAGAAUUCAGUAAAACCUAUUUUAUGCAUUCGAGAUUUUAUAGUUCAAGAGUCGACUUUAAGAAGCUAAGGCCCAUGAUACUAAAGAGGAUUCAAAACCGUGCCAAGGAUUAUCCGGUGAAAGGAAUGGUCCCGGUUGCCCGAGAGGUUCUUGAAAAAAGAAAGCUUCUUAUUCAAGGUGUUUCCACUCUUAUGGAAGUUUUUCCGGUCCUGGCUUGCAAGUUCUGUCCUGAAGUAUAUAUUGGUGAGAAGGGUCAUUUGAUUCAGACUUGUUAUGGUUACAAGCGUUGUGGUAGAAAGCGGGUUCAUGAAUGGAUCCCUGGGGGUUUAAAUGAUAUACUGGUGCCAGUAGAGACAUUUCGCUUACAUAACAUGUUCCAAGAUGUUAUCGAACAUAACCAAAGGUUUGAUUUUGAUCGUGUUCCUGCGGUUGUGGAGUUAUGCAGGCAGGCAGGUGCCAAUAUUGAUGAUGAGAAUCUCCACCCUGGCAUGUUGGAUUUGGACGGGGGGAUUGGUCAUAUUGAUGGAGGUGAGCCUUUCUCACCUAGCCAUUUGAUGCAUACAGCCAAAGAAAUUCUCGAUGCAUGGGAGAAGCUUAGAUCAGGUGUGCAAAGGUUGUUGUUGGUUUAUCCAUCCAAAGUUUGCAAGCAUUGUUCUGAAGUUCAUAUUGGACCAUCUGGACACAAGGCUCGCCUUUGUGGGGUAUUUAAGUUUGAGAGUUGGCAUGGGAAGCACUUCUGGAAGAAGGCAGAAGUUGAUGAUUUAGUGCCUCCAAAGAUUGUGUGGUGGCGGCGGCCUCAAGAUCCUCCUGUUCUUGUGAAUGAAGGGCGAGAUUUUUACGGACAUGCACCAGCAGUGGUGGAUCUAUGCACGAAGACUGGCAUUAUUGUACCACCAAAGUAUUCUUGCAUGAUGAAAAUUCAGGGUUUAUCAGCACCUGUUUCAAGAUGAUGUCUUUUGAUUGAAUCUAAAGUUGAGUUGACAUCAAGAUAUUCGUUCUGAUGAUUUAUGAGCCUCAAAAACGUAAGGAUCUGGAUGCUUAUAUUGUGCUUAUAGUAGUGACAAAUAGGUUUGAGUGAUACAAAAAUCGAUUGGAAUGCUAGUAGCUAAAAAAUUUCAGUAUUAGAUCACAAACAAUAUGGAGUGAGGAACAUAGCUGGUGGACCAGUUACAGUAUUUGAUUUUCUAUUAAAAUUAAGGCCUUGGCUAACUCGUGUCCUUAGAACAUAUGUUAAGGGGCUGGUUAGCUUGCAGUUUGCUGAUUCAAUCCCCUGAAAUUUAAGAUUGGUGUAAAGAUGAAGAGAUUCGUUUUUAAAUACAAAUAGAUGCACAACAACACUAUACA
Molecule: messenger RNA, 1585 nt
Organism: Populus euphratica (Euphrates poplar)
Lineage: Eukaryota; Viridiplantae; Streptophyta; Magnoliopsida; Malpighiales; Salicaceae
Gene: APO4
Product: APO RNA-binding protein (DUF794)
Exons: 3
Coding region: 205-1191 (328 amino acids)
Molecular function (GO): RNA binding
Source: RefSeq, a predicted model, not a curated record